CUGCACUGUCACCAGGGGCAGAUGGUCAGCUGCUCACAUGAGUGCACGCUCGCAGAGGAAACACACACACUGCGGAUCUCUCCUGACUUGAGUGCUACAGUUUGACACUUGCAGGAUAAAAGAGUUAAAGACACUCUCAUUCACAUGUGGGACAUCCCAGCUUGAUCACGCCACCAUGAACAAGGCAGUUUCUCAUGCUGAGCAUCUGUGCUGGAAACUGUAAUCCGCCUCCAAGAUGGCGGACACGUCAUUAAACGUUACUAAGGAGCCGGCUGCUGAGAUGGACAUUUGCAUGUUGGAUAUCAACCACAGCCAUGAGGUCAUCCCGUCCAUUGUCUGCUCCGUCUGCCUCUCCUUUGGACUUAUCUACUGCUUUCUAGGAUACCGCUGCUUCAAGAUUGUCAUGUUCUUCUCUGGCUUCCUGUUUGGAUCAGCUUCUGUGUUGCUGCUGUACCACAAUGAACCCGUGCUGGGGGCUCACCUGGGGGCUGAAACCAGAGCUGGGAUUGGUCUGGGCGUGGGGGUGCUCGUUGGCCUGGUCACCCUGCUGGUGCCCACCUUGGGGAUCCUCUUAUGCGGCCUCCAACUGGGCUGCCUGCUCUCCUCUGCCACCCUCGUGGUCGUCGGACAGUUUUACCGCAUCACACCAGAGUGGGUGCCUCUCGGCGCCAUCAUGGCUGCCGCCGUCGCCGCGGCUGUGUUCAUCCUGCAGUGGCAGAAAGUGUUUGUCAUCAUGUACACGUCUGUGUUUGGUGCCAUCACUGUGAUGCUGUGUGUGGAUUACCUAGUGGGAGCCUUCAUGCUGCCUGAUCAGGUGUAUGAUGUGUUCUGUCAAGCAGCCCCACUUCCACUAUGUUGGUUUAACUGGGCCAUCGGUGGAAUUGGCCCUGCUUUAAGUCUGACAGGAGUGUUGGCGCAGUGGAAGUUUACAGCCAAAGGAGCGUCUCAUACACAGGGUUCACACAAAACAAUGAAGAAACAUUCCAAAAAGCAUAAUUUUGCAGAGUCAAGAAAAAGGCCUCCACAUUACCGUCGGCGUAGGCCUCCAGCUCUUAAACGCUACGCAGGAGAUGUCCUUGCACCGAGUUACCUGCGCAGCCUGCAGGAGCACCAGGUGGGAACAGGCUCAUCCAGCAGCAGUGUCAGCACCAUCACACACACUCUCAUUGACUUUGACUUCCAGACUGGCUCCAUGGUGCCUCUGACCGCAGCCUCGCCAACCUUUACGGUGUGAAGGAGCAGAGGGACUAAUAAUCAUGCGUGGAACAUUUCUGAGAGAUACAGUGCAUCUGGAAAAUAUUCACAGCACUUCACUUUUUCCACGUUUUGUUAUGUCACAGCCUUCUUCCAAAAUGGAAUAAACUCAUUUUUGUCCUCAAAAUUCUAAAGACAAUAGCCCAUAAUAUGAAAAUUGUCAUCUUUUUUUAUAUAUAUAUAUUUUGCAAAUUGAU
Molecule: messenger RNA, 1451 nt
Organism: Nerophis lumbriciformis (worm pipefish)
Lineage: Eukaryota; Metazoa; Chordata; Actinopteri; Syngnathiformes; Syngnathidae
Product: transmembrane protein 198-like
Cellular component (GO): plasma membrane
Source: RefSeq, a predicted model, not a curated record